AUGGCUAUCAAGUCCCCCCUUCUGCUCGGUGUCGUACUAGUCUCGCUCAUGCUUAUCUCGGAGGAUAUGGCAGAUGCUCGAGAGCUUACUGAAGCCAAAGAGUCCGAGGAUAAAAAUUUAAAACCUGCAGGAGGGCCGGGCCUCAAGGACGAGAAGUUGGGAGGUGGCUACCAACAUGGUGGAGGAUACGAAAACGGUGGAGGGUAUGGCAAUGGUGGGGGAUACGGAAAUGGCGGAGGGUAUGUGUAUGGUGGUGGAUACCAACAUGGUGGUGGAUAUGGAAACUAUGGUCGAGGAUAUGGAAAUGGUGGUGGAUACCAUCACGGUGGAGGAUACGGAAACUAUGGUGGUGGGUAUGGUGGAGGAUAUGGAAACUAUGGGCACGGUGGAGGUUAUGGGCCUGGCUAUGGUGGUGGAGGCUAUGGACCUGGAUAUGGUGGAGGGCAUGGUCAUUCAGGCAAUGGUGGAUAUGGCGGAAAUUAUGGUGGAGGUUACGGUGGUGGUGCCGGAUAUGGUGGAGGUGGCGGAUACGGCAGCGGGUACGGUGGUGGUGGAGGUUAUGGUGGAGGAUCGGGUGGCGCUGGCUAUCCUUAA
Molecule: messenger RNA, 594 nt
Organism: Lolium rigidum
Lineage: Eukaryota; Viridiplantae; Streptophyta; Magnoliopsida; Poales; Poaceae
Product: glycine-rich cell wall structural protein 2-like
Exons: 2
Coding region: 1-594 (197 amino acids)
Source: RefSeq, a predicted model, not a curated record